UAAUGCACAUAUUUAAUUUAGAAGGGUUGUACUGAUAGACCUUUGAUUUUAUUUCCCCUUUCUCUUCACUUUAACUAACACCAGGAGCUGCUGGCAUGCUUCAGAAAGCUUCCAUUUGAACACAGUCUAAAUCGGUGCAGACCCUUGACCGGCUUAAUCUUUUCUUGCAAAUGACAAUGCAGUGAAACCAGAGAAAGAAAGAAGAAGAAGAAAAACUACUUCUUUUCCUGUUGGAUACCUAAUAAGUAGUUAGUCUGACCCAGUUUUCAAUAAGAACGAUUUUCUGAUGACCCAACAGGAGUGACUAUAUCUAGUGAAAGAAUAAGGGGGGGGGGGUGAAUUUAAUCUUUCUUGCUACUGGAAUGGCAGCUGCUCCCAGCUGCCUGAAUCUGUGAAGGAUGGGGAAGACAGAACGGGCUUUCAGUGUGGAGAGAAUUUUCCCUUUGAAUAUUCUAAACGGGAGCUUUGCACAUGUGCCUCAAGAACUAAUUGUCUAGGUUCCGUCAGGAAUGCAGCAGGAGAGGAGCGUAUUUCAUGCUUAAGACCAGAGAGGAGCCACGCAAUACUCAGUGGAUAAAAGGCUUGCAGUCCCAGCUGGGAAAAAGAGUCCCAUUAUCUCCCAGCUGCAUAGACAUUCCAUACGGCUUGGUUCUGCCUGGAUGCACAGCAUGCCUGGCUGAGGGCUCCAGACAGAGUUCUGCGGAAAAAUUGUAAAGAUCCCGAGACAUUUCCCUGACAGAUUGCUAACAUACUGACUAGAAGAUACAAUCUUCUUUCCUGCUGAUUGCAUGGGAGAAAUUUUUGACCUUAGAACGUGGAGAUGAGGUUGCUAUGGAAACUGGUAAUUCUGCUGCCACUCAUAAACUCUUGUGCAGGUGGGGGUCGUUUCAGCCGUCCAGUUUUUAUCCAGGAGCCACAAGAUGUCAUUUUUCCUUUGGAUUUAUCCAGAUCUGAAAUCAUUCUGACUUGUACUGCAAAUGGUUACCCUUCACCCCACUACAGGUGGAAACAAAAUGGCACAGAUAUUGACUUCAGCAUGACUUAUCACUAUAGGUUGGAUGGAGGCAGUUUGGCCAUCAGCAGCCCCCGCACAGAUCAAGAUAUUGGCACCUACCAGUGUCUGGCCACCAAUCCUGUGGGCACCAUUCUGAGUAGGAAAGCAAAACUCCAGUUUGCAU
Molecule: messenger RNA, 1178 nt
Organism: Peromyscus maniculatus bairdii (prairie deer mouse)
Lineage: Eukaryota; Metazoa; Chordata; Mammalia; Rodentia; Cricetidae
Source: RefSeq, a predicted model, not a curated record